CCCGCGAGAAGCCCUCCCGCCGACACGUCGUCAUCCUCCACCAGCACCACCCGUAUUGUGCGGCACGCUUUACCCUGACUCGCUGCACGACCACCCGCUGGGCUCUGGUAAUUCCAUCUCAUGCAGAUCCGCGCCUGCUCCCUGGCAGUAGCAUCAGCAACAGCAGUAGCAACAGCAAUUAAUACCGCCACCACUACCAGCAGCAGCAGCAGCAGCAGCAGUAGCAACAGCAGCGGUAGCAGGCGGCGUCGCCAGCUGAGCAGCACGGACCAGAAGUACAUACACGGGCAAGGGCAACGGCUACCUGGUGCCGAUGGAGGGCUACUGGCACAGCUCGCCUUUCUCGCUGCAGAUGAGCAAGUGCCCCACCUUCUCCGCCUGCGACUACACUGACCGCGCCUCCGCCAUCGGCGCCUUGCAUACCACGCAGCUGUCGGUGCGCGACGCCAACCUGCCCAUGACCUCCGACAGCGCCAUAGCCAACGUCAGCUACUACUGGUCGCUGCAGUGCUCUGCGGGCUACAUCGGCACGCUGUGCGCGCAGUGCGACACGCCAGGCUACGGCCUGCGCAGCAGCGGGCUGUGCACCAAGUGCCCCCCGCAGGGCCUGAACACGCUCUACUACUGCCUCAGCUACCUGCUCACCAUCGGGCUGCUGGUGUGGACCAUCCGCUCCACACUCACCCGCUCGCUGGGCGAAGCGCGCGCCGCCCUCAAGGUGCAGCGCCGCACUCGCAGCCUGCGCCGCCAGGCCAGCGCGGACGCGGAGGACCUACACCAUGAUGACGGGGGUGAUGAUGGCGAGGGGGCAGAGGAGGGCGAGGAGGAGGAGGUCCGUGCGGGCGGGCGGGCGGUGGCGGAGGGCGGCGUCUGCAGUACGCGUUCAGGGGGCGGCAGCGGGCACAGCAGCAGGUGCAGCGGGCACAACAGCAGUCGCGGCGGGCAGGGCGUGCUGGAGCGCGCAGCGGCGCAGGCGGCGGCGCAGCUGGAGUCGGGGGCGGCGCGGGGCGAGGAUGACGGCGGCAGCGGCGGGGACGACGGCAGGCGGGACGACGACGUGCGCGGCGUGCCCAAACGAGAGGGCUCGGUGGCGGGGAUGCUGCCGCCGGCGGCGCUGCCAGGCCGGUCGCGUGUGCCGCGCUCGGUGCGCGCGCGGGAAAGCCGGCUGGGCGGGGGCUCAGCUGCUGCGCCUGUUGGGUCUGGGGCGGUAGCUGUGGCCGGGGCAGGGGCAGGGACGGGCCCCGGCGUUCUGCCUGACAGUGCCGUGUCAGAGGACCCCACGUCAGGGUCGGACGGCGAGGGCGCGUCGGGCCAUGGCGUGCAGUCGCGGCACCGGCUCUCGCGCAUGUCGCGGGGCGAGGGCGGCGGCGGCGCCGCCGCCGCAGGCACAUCCGGGCGCAGUGCCGGCACGCCGCCCUUUGGCGGCCCCAUCGCUGAAGGCGUGGAGGCCGGCGACGGCGACGGCGCCGCGCCGCUCAGCAGCGGCAACGGCGAGCUGUGGGGGCUGCGGAAGCGCGUGCCAAAGGACAGCCGCGGCGGCUGGCGGCGCGUGGACACGGAUGCGGUGGUGGUCAGCUCCGGCGACUGGGCGGACAGGCAGCGCGGCGAUGCGGAUGAGGACGAUGAGGAGGAUGACGAGGACUGGGAGCUCGACGAAGCCAAGGACCGCUCAGGGGGCUCCCGCACCGCCAAGGGCGCCAAGGGAGGCGGCGCUGGUGCCGGCGGCGAAGGGGCGGACGGCAAGGCCGGGACGGGGCAUGCUGCUGGCGGCCUAGGGGACAUGAUGGGCGCGGGCGCGGGCCGGAUGCGCUGGGCGGCGGCGGCGCUGCGGCGGCGGCAGCGGCGGCUUAAGGCGCGGCUCAAGGCGGACGAGUCGCAGCGUGAGGAGAAGCCGCCUCACACCAUUGUGCUCAAGAUCCUGGUCAACUACCUGCAGGUGACCACUGUGGCUCGGGACCUGGACCUGGAGUACCCGGCCCUGGUGGAGCGCAUCUUCAACAUAGGCUCGCAGGCCUCCUCCGCGGUGUCCACGUUCGUGUCUCUGGACUGCUCCCUGCCCGACAACGGACUGUCCAAAGCCAUUCAGCGCACCCUUAUAAAUGUCUGCCUGCCCGGCAUCUUCGUACUGCUGUCCGUGCCGAUGUGGAUGCUGCUGUUCCUCUUCGCGGCGCGCAGCGGCCGCAAGACCGCAGCCGCGACCGACCCUCCACUUGCCCAGGGGCACGAUAGCCACACUGACGACGGCGGCGACGACCUCGCUUCUGCGAAAGAAGCCGCGAAAGCCGAGUCUGCCGCCGCCGCCUCAUCCAAGCUUGGGACGUCCACGGCGGCGGCGGUCUCUGACAAGGACGGCGGCGGCGACGGGCUGCACGGCGGCCCGGUGCGCUUCCGGCCCUACUUCGCCACACGUAUGGCGGUGACUCUCAUCGCCGUCAUUUUCUACUUCUACCCCAGCGUCACGGACGAGAUUUUAUCGGUGCUGCAGUGCAAGGAGGUGGACGCCGGCACAGGCGCGUACGCCGAGUACAGCCGAGCGAUGGGUGAGCUCGACUACGACCAGCGGGCGGGAAUCCGGGAAUUAGGCGUGCUGGGCAUGUACUGGGAGCAGGACUACGGGCUGCGCUGCUUCCGCGACAGCCACCUGGUACUGGCGCUGGUGGUGGCCAUCCCGGGCGUGGUGCUGUUCUGCGUGGGCGUGCCGGUGGCCUCCGCAGCCUUCCUGCGCCGCAACGCGCUGCGGGGGCGGCUCAACGAGCGCAAGUUCAGCGACCGAUACGGGUUCCUGUACGAGGACUACCGGCGCAGCUACUACUACUGGGAGAGCGUCAUCAUGCUCCGCAAGCUGUGUGCGGUGGGGCUGCUCAUCCUGACCAGCAGCCAGGAUGACAUCAUACAGGUGCUGUCGGUGCUAGGCGUGGUGGUGGCGGCGCUGACGGCUCAGGUGAUGUGCAAGCCGUACGUGUACGAGCGCUUCAACAAGCUGGAGCGCGCCAGCCUGGUCGCCACGUCGCUCAUCCUCUACCUCUGCUGCUUCUUCCUGGUUACCAACCUGUCCGAUACGGCACGCGAGGUGCUGUCUGUGAUCAUCGCCAUCAUCAACGUGGGCAUGCUGGUGUGGUUUGGCUACUGCCUGGCGGUGGAGGCGUGGAGGUACGCCGUGAGGGUGCUGGACGCGGACGGAGACGGCAAGGUCACCAAGGGAGAGGUGCGCAUGUUCCUGGCGCAGACGCUGGGCGCGCCGCUGGCCAAGCUGGUCAGCUGGCUGGCGCACCCCACGGCCAAGAAGCUCACCAAAGCCCAGACCGCCAAGCGGAGCAGCGGGGCUGUAGCAGGGACAGGGGCAGAGACAGGAGCCGCAGCAGGAGCAGGGGCAGGGCCAGGAGGGGCCGCGGAGUCAGGCGCUGCAGACGGCGCUGUUGCGGGCGGCCCCGGGGUGUCUGCGCCGGCUUCGCCGCUGCGGCAGGCCCUCCUGCCGCCGUCGCACCCGCCGCACCCGCCACGUGGCGGCGGCAUCCACGGUUCCGGGGCGCCAGUCAGCGAGAGCUUGGUGGCGGCGUUUGAAGUGGAGGACGACGAUGCCGCUGGCCCGAGGACCGCGGCGGCAGCGGUGGGGUUGCCUCCUCGGGGGCCGGCACCCGCUGCGCCGCCGCCUGCCAGGCAUUCUAGCGGCAGCAAGGGAAGCAGCAGCCGCGUGAGCGGCGACGGGCGGGGCGGCGGCGCGGCAGCGUCAGUGGCGCCGGUUGUGCCCAUGUCGCCGCCAGGGGCUCUGCCCGGCUCGCCGCUUGCGUCUGCCAGCAGUGGCAGCAGCAGUGAGGGCCUGCAGCGGGCUCGGCUCAGCGGCAGCGGCAACAGCAACAGCAGUGGCAUAAUGGAUGGACUGCCGGGCGGGCCCCGCAGUGGCGCCAGCCUUGGUUAGAGUGGUGCUGCAGCUAAGGCUGCUUCUUCCAUCCGCCGCGCACGACACAGUUGUGUCGCGGUGAGCGGUGUCCGCCGUCUGCACGCGCUGCAAGCAGGCAUGAUUCGGGGCUAUACUUGCUGGUCUUGGUUGACUGGGACUAAUCAACAUGCAUGCAUGGAUGGGAAGGAGGAGUGCGAAUCGGGUUUGGGCGGAAGGGUGUCAAUCGGCAGCAGCUACGAGCUGCUGCUACGACAAUAAAGCGAUGCUCCCAUGCAUCAGCACGGUGCAAUGUGAUGUUGCCGUUUGGCUUCGCACGGAGGGGUGUGCGAUGACUAGUGCACGACCGAUAGUGUGCGACGCUGAAACGUGCGUUGUGCGUGUGCCUUAUCAUCAUGAACCCCGGCAUUUCCCCUUCACUGCAUAUCGUAUGACAUGCGGAUGUUGCACUGGUUGUGUGUGUGUGCGAUGGGACAGUAUCAAGGCACUUGUUUGUGAUGCACAUAUUCUUGUAUUGGGCUCGUAAUUGGUUGGUGAUAGCUCCACCGUGGCAUAGUCGGUAUAUUUGAUGCAAGCGGCUAGGUUGAUGCCUCGUCUGUAUGCACCCCUGAUGCGGUGUGGGCCAGUAUAAGGCC
Molecule: messenger RNA, 4530 nt
Organism: Chlamydomonas reinhardtii
Lineage: Eukaryota; Viridiplantae; Chlorophyta; Chlorophyceae; Chlamydomonadales; Chlamydomonadaceae
Exons: 15
Coding region: 314-3916 (1200 amino acids)
Molecular function (GO): calcium ion binding
Source: RefSeq, a predicted model, not a curated record